This is a messenger RNA of Clarias gariepinus (North African catfish), 5602 nucleotides long. RefSeq names its product ribosomal protein S6 kinase, polypeptide 5 (gene rps6ka5). The record is from RefSeq and is a predicted model, not a curated record. The transcript has 17 exons. Gene Ontology annotation, molecular function: magnesium ion binding; ATP binding; protein serine/threonine kinase activity. Gene Ontology annotation, biological process: intracellular signal transduction; protein phosphorylation; regulation of DNA-templated transcription. Lineage: Eukaryota; Metazoa; Chordata; Actinopteri; Siluriformes; Clariidae. The coding region runs from base 74 to 2458 and encodes 794 amino acids.
GAUUAGUGUGGACUGGUUUUAGCAGCUGCUCUUUGCCACUAGCAGGCAACAAGCUGGCACUCUGAAAAAAAAAAUGCCGUCUUCGGAGGAAGGUUUACCCGGAGGUGACGUGGUUACUGUUAAACACGAGCUGAAAAACGCAAACCUGACAGGUCACGUCGAACGUGUUGGCAUUGAGAAUUUCGAGCUGCUGAAGGUACUGGGUACAGGAGCGUAUGGGAAAGUGUUUUUGGUGCGCAAAGUGAGCGGACACGACUCGGGCAAGCUGUACGCCAUGAAGGUGCUAAAGAAAGCCACCAUCGUGCAGAAGGCGAAGACAGCCGAGCACACGCGGACAGAGAGGCAGGUGCUGGAGCAUAUCAGACAGUCUCCGUUUCUCGUUACGCUGCACUAUGCCUUCCAGACAGACACCAAGCUUCACCUCAUUUUAGACUACGUGAAUGGGGGGGAGCUCUUUACACACUUGGUGCAAAGGGUCCAUUUUAAAGAGCAAGAGGUCGCAUUGUACAGCGGAGAGAUCGUAUUGGCACUGGAACACUUGCAUCAGCUAGGGAUUGUCUACAGAGACCUCAAACUGGAGAACAUUCUUCUGGACUCAAAUGGUCACAUUGUCCUGACAGACUUUGGACUUAGCAAAGAAUUUGAUGAGGUAGAGAGGGCUUACUCGGUGUGUGGAACAAUUGAAUACAUGGCCCCUGAGAUUGUAGAAGGUGGAGAAUCUGGACAUGACAAGGCAGUGGACUGGUGGAGUUUGGGUGUGCUGAUGUACGAGCUCAUGACUGGUGGCUCUCCUUUCACUGUGGAUGGUGAUGAGAACUCCCACUCUGAUAUAGCCAAGAGAAUUCUGAAGAAGGAUCCUCCAUACCCCAAAGACAUGGGCCCCCUGGCCAAAGACAUCAUUCAACGACUCCUCAUUAAAGACCCAAAGAAAAGGCUAGGGUCGGGGCCCUCGGGUGCUCAGAAUGUAAAAAGCCAUCCGUUUUACCAGAAAAUAAUCUGGGAGGAUCUGGCUGCUAAGAAGGUGCCAGCUCACUUUAAGCCGGUCAUCCGGGAUGAACUGGACGUAAGUAACUUUGCAGAAGAGUUCACGGAGAUGGAUCCUACUUACUCCCCGGCUGCACUGCCUCAGAGCUGCGACCGUAUUUUCCAGGGAUACUCCUUUAUAGCUCCCUCUAUCCUGUUCAAGAGGAAUGUGGUAAUGGAUGACCCAGUUCAGAUGUGUGGUGAAGUGGAGAGACCAGGACCUACUGCAGUCGCACGUAGCGCCAUGAUGAAGGACUCCCCUUUCUAUAUAAACUAUGUGAUGGACCUGAAGCAGACAGCACUAGGGGAAGGAAGCUUCUCCAUCUGCAGGGAGUGCACACACAAGAAGAGCGGGCAGAAAUAUGCAGUAAAGAUUGUCAGUAAAAGAAUGGAGGCUCAGACUCAGAAAGAGAUCGCUGCUCUCAAGCUAUGUGAUGGACAUCCCAACAUAGUGAAGCUUCAUGAGAUUUACCAUGAUCAGCUGCAUACAUAUCUGGUUCUAGAGCUACUGCGUGGUGGAGAGCUCCUGGAGAGGAUUCGGAGGAAGCAGUACUUCAGUGAGACGGAGGCAAGCCGCAUCAUGCGGAGGCUGGUGUCCGCUGUGAGCCACAUGCACGAUGUAGGUGUGGUGCAUCGAGACCUUAAACCAGAGAACCUUUUGUUCACUGAUGAAAGUGAGAACUCAGAAAUAAAAAUCAUCGACUUUGGCUUUGCCCGCCUCAAGCCUCCUGACAACCAGCUUCUGAAGACUCCCUGCUUCACCCUACAGUACGCUGCCCCUGAGAUCCUCAAAUACGGAGGCUACGAUGAGUCAUGUGACCUCUGGAGUCUGGGGGUCAUACUGUACACCAUGUUAUCUGGCCAGGUCCCCUUUCAGUGUCAGGAGAAGAGCCUAACGCACACAAGUGCAGAAGAGAUAAUGAAGAAGAUCAAACAAGGAGACUUCUCUUUCCAGGGCGAGGCUUGGAGGAGUGUCUCUCUGCAGGCCAAGGAACUCAUUCAGGAGCUCCUGACAGUAGAUCCUAACAAGAGGAUAAAGAUGUGCGAGCUGCGCUAUAACACGUGGCUGCAGGACGACAGCCAGCUCUCGUCCAACCCCCUCAUGACGCCUGACAUUCUGGGCGUGUCUACCGCCUCUGUAAACACCUGUGUUAAAGCCACCUUCAAUGCCUUCAACAAGUGUAAACGGGAGGGUUUCCGACUGCAGACGGUGGAUAAGGCUCCUCUAGCCAAGCGCAGGAAGAUGAAAAAGACCAGUACCGGCACGGAGACACGCAGCAGCUCCAGUGAGAGCACACACUCAUCCUCGUCUUCCUCCCAGUCUCAGGAGAAGACUCCUCUCCAGCUGUCUGUCAGCACACCCCUUACCCUGGGCCCUGAUGACGACGAGCCUUCCCAGAGUGACCCACAGCCUGCUUUCAGCUUCUCAGAGUGAGCUGUCUCGUCCUCUCUGACUGUGUUCCUCUACAUUAGCCAGGUCUCCCUUUAUCACUGGUGCAGAGCAUGCAAGCGGCAGCGGCGGAACCGAAAUCACCCAAGCCCUUCACUAGCAAUAGGAGCAAGGUAGUACAGUGUAGGGAGUUUGUGAAAAAAAAAAGGCUUGAUCCCUUUAUGAUCCUCUAAUUUCUGGAUAAGUCCAAGCUGAAUGUGACUCAGAGAAGCAUGGCAUCAUGCAUUAACUGGAACGAAUGCUCCAGUAACUGUGCUGUCUCAUCGCUUUAGGCCAAAAAAAAGGAAAAAAGGGAUAUUUUCUUAAUUCUGAGAAAUAAGCUUUAUUGUUAAUGUUAAAUUAUUCUUAUGGCCCUAUGGUCAAGUCUGUUGUUUAUGGUCAAUGUUCCUGUGAAUUAAUUCGUAAAGUGUGCUGUCAGUGACUACAUCGGUCAUAGUAUGAUACCAGACCGGUGUUUGAUUUUGAGCAGACUUCGUCUGAUCGGAGAUUUAUGGUAAAGUAGCAGAUAUUUGUUUGCGGGUAUUCAGACAUUUUUAACUUGUCAAGGAAAUUAUAUUACAGAGUGUUUCAGAUUUAUUAUAUUAGGCAGUAGAUUAGGUAAAAUUGAGAGUAGAAAUUAUAAUUUUUUUUAUGUGGAUAAAAUGUUAAAAGAAUAUUUAACCAACAGUUUCCUCCCUAAUUCCACUUGUGAUGGAUUUAUUUAGAGAGAGUUGGAUUUUAGUGAUAGAUUUUAUUCUGAGAGUUUUUAACUGCUAGCCAGAAUUAAGCAGGAGUUUAUAUAAAGAGAUUUAUCUUCCACAUAUUUAACUAAAGAACAGAAAGAUGCUCCUGCAACUCUAUAAAUAUGUUUUUCAUGUUCUGAUUUCUACGUAAUGACAAAUUAGCAGAGUAGAUUCCUAAGUAGUAAGCAGAACGAUUGGUAGUAGCAUGGUAGUGUAUGUGUCGAGGUUAGGCCCAGUUGCCUCAUAAUAUUAUGUCUUUGUACAGAUGUAUGAACAUUUUUCUGUAUUUUCUGUACUAGACACUCGGUGGUGAAUUAACCAAUGUUUAAUGUGUCCUGUUAUAAUAGAUUCUGUUAAAAUCAGCAUGCCAAGAACUUAAAGGACUGUCGGUAUAAAAUGCUAGAUGUAUUAGCAUUUUCUCUUUUACUAUUGGAAGCACUACAAAGGCUUUCAACUGAUAAGCACUAGACUCAACGUUGCAGUUGACCUGCUAUGCAAAGCAAGCCGCAUUUCUUUCUUUCUUUAGCAUGACUUUGUCUUAUUAAUAGUUUCCCUUGUCUGAUAGGGACCAUUAUGCAUUAUAACUACGUGAGCAAAAAACACACACACACACGCACACAAACAUCAUGCCUCUUAAGACAUCUUUAAAGCCAACAAGCCUACGUAUUAACAGUCUCACAUAUCCGUUACCUCUUUACCUUUACAUUGAAACAAGUGGAGACAUCCACGAACUGAAACACUGAGGGCUUGUAUAGGGUAUAGAGUAGACACACACACAGAAACAUGCAUACAAAUAAACUGGUGCUCCGUCUUCUGCCUACGUGACAGACCAACAGAUGAGCAAUAAGAGCAUCCUGAGCUCAGCUCACUUUCCAGUAUCAAAGGCCUGCACGUGGCUGUUUUUUCCAUCUCCACUUUGUGCCAAACCCCCACAGCUCCCUCAUUCCUGCUCUGCCCUUUUUGUUUUGCUAUAUUAAUAGAACAGGAAAAAGAGAGAGUGUGUCCUACAUUGAAUUCCGCUUAGGGGGGUGGCGCCCUUAUUAGUUGCUUUACCAUGGUGCUGUUUGUCCUCUGGGAGAUUAAGCAGCCCAGGUCAGAGUCCUACUACAAGGGAAGUAAGACAGGUGCAAGGGAACACACAGAGAGGGAAAAACAGGGUCAGCGCUUUACAGCAUUAGGAAGAGGCUGAGAAUUUGGCUUUGAUGAAUAUGCGCCAGAGCUAUUCAGACUCCAAGGCAAGACCUGUGCUUCUGAUUCGGGCAGAUAGGUCAGCACUCUGUUCUAUCGUUUCAUUGAUCUCUAAAGCACUUGUGUUUUGCGUCAGCCAAUACCAGCAGCAGAUUUUCAGAGUUCUAAAGAGCUCUCUACGCUGGCUGGCUGUGUGAGGGUUUUCAUGUAUAUUCUAGAGAGUAUCUUUUACCAUUUUCUGAGGUAGAGAGAACACAUAUCGUAACAGCAUGCUCUUGAAAAGAGCCCAUUCCUUUGAUCUGAGCACUCCUUCAUCACAAGUUAUUGUUGGCCUACUUUAAUGCUCUCAGGAGCUGGUUAAUUGUGUGGCCCUUUUUUCUGCUAUUGUAGCAGAGGGUCCAGUGUGAGUACAUAUCUCUGUGUGCAGCCAACGGUCAGACUGGCGGCCUAGUCUUUCAUCUGCUCACGGAGGUGGAGCAUUUCUCCAUGAUGAUUUGAGCUUCGACAUAUCCCUUAUGAAGGAUAUCUCACACAACAUAGGCUACGUAAUGUGAUUUUUAGAGGAGGUUGGCUGUAGAACACCUAUUUUGAGUUUCUACUGUUUAGUAAUCUGGGGUUGUUUUGUAAUGCUGUGUUUAGUAGAAAAAUGUUGUGGUUUAAAAAGAAGUGCGUGAUCAUUUUGUAUAAAUCGUUAUUAUUGGAACUGGCAGGGGAGCUGGAUUUUACCUCAUAUAACCCUUAAAGGGACAUUUAGGUUGGAAAGGAUCUUUGGAAGAUGUUGCAGUGUCUUCCCUUUUAUCUGAUUUAGCAACAGUUUUAAACAAGAACUCUUGACUGGUGAAAAAAAAAUGUGACCGUGAGGGACUUUUAACAUUGAUAUUACUAACACCAGCACACUGCGUUAAGACAGGCAGUCUCUGACCCUGGGAGCUUAACUUCUGCAUCUUAAAAAAAAGUCUUCAGCUUUCUGUACUAUUGGGAAACAUUUUUGCUCUAGCUGGACGAGGAACGCUCCUCAAUAUCAAAGUAAAAAAAUAUUCAUUGAUUUUCAUUGUAUGUCUUUUAUCUAUUGACUUUUUUUUCGCCAAAGCUUUGAUCUGUAGCAGUGGGGCUCAAAGCAAAUCCUUAGCUUUAAAAAAGAAAAAAAAAUCUUUACAUUAGCUAUUACCACAAUAGCUUUACAUUUCUUUAUACCUUUUAAGACCAUUGUUUACCAUCA